Teleopsis dalmanni is the source of this 4849-nucleotide messenger RNA. It is a transcript of the gene c12.2, whose product is annotated as von Willebrand factor A domain-containing protein 8. Bases 116 to 4315 code for a protein of 1399 amino acids. NCBI's taxonomy places the organism in Eukaryota, Metazoa, Arthropoda, Insecta, Diptera, Diopsidae. Gene Ontology annotation, cellular component: cytoplasm. The transcript has 12 exons. The record is from RefSeq and is a predicted model, not a curated record. Gene Ontology annotation, molecular function: ATP binding; ATP hydrolysis activity.
CUUAUCAGCUGUUCGCGAGGUGCUUGUGUUGGCUUUGUCUGCUGUGUUUUUGUUAGUCGUGCACGUUUGGUUGUAAUUUAUUUAUUAGUAUAAUUUAGUAAAAGUAACACGAAGAAUGUUAUUUCCUUUAAGAAUUUUAACAAAUUCAAAGCAGUUAUUUAUGCAAAAUGUACGAACCACAAAAUUUCUGCCAAUUUAUGCUAAAUUAUAUGCGACAAACACGAGAGUAGCAGAUGGAAACAUCACAAUUGGUGAUGUAACUUGUGAUUUGAAGGCGCCCGCCAAUCCGGAACUAGUACCGCAGAAAUAUAUACAAUAUGGCGAAGAUGGUACAUUACAGUUGACACAAUCCGCAUUGCAUCAUUUACGUUGGAUGCUGCAGAAAGAUUCGCUGAAACAGGAUAUGUUUCUGCUAGGACAACCUGGACCAUUACGACGCCAGCUAGCUAUGCAGUUUUUGGAGUUGACACAGCGUGAGUUGGAGUAUAUUGCACUUAGCAGGGAUACCACAGAAAGUGAUUUGAAACAACGACGCGAAAUAAAGGAUAAAGCUGCAAUUUACUAUGAUCAGUGCGCGGUGCGUGCUGCAGUCAAUGGACGUGUGUUGGUGCUGGAUGGUGUGGAACAUGCUGAACGCAAUGUUUUACCAAUAUUAAAUAAUUUAUUAGAAAAUCGUGAAAUGCAUUUGGAAAAUGGUAAAUUCCUAAUGGCACCCGAACGUUAUGAUAAAUUGUUAGAGUCUUACACUAAGGAUCAGCUAGAUAAUUGGGGAUUGUUACGUGUCUCUGAAGAUUUUCGUGUUGUCGCCUUGGGCUUACCAACGCAUAAAUAUAAAGGCACACCGCUGGAUCCACCUUUCAGAUCACGUUUUCAAUCACGUAAUGUGUCACAUUAUGCCUUCGAUGAGAUGUUGAUUGAUUUGCAACAACUCGCGCCUGAAGUGCCUUUGGAUAAUUUAAAAAAAUUAAUUUCCUUUGGUUUGGGAGUGCAAUCGGCUGACAGUUCCAUAAAUUUACCAGAUUUUCCUUUAGACAAUUUGCAGUUAGUAGCAAGAAUAAUGAACGCUAACCCUAAGAUCAGUGUACAUGAUGCAAUUAAACAUGUUUAUCCGUACCAAACUACAUUAAAGAAAGAAGCGAUUGUUCGUAUAAAAGAUCUGUUAACAUCAUUUGAAAUAAAUUCUUUACCAGCAGAACCGAUUAAAAAAAUUAAUGCAACAAAAGUAGCUGAAGAUAGUAAUAUUGUGCAAUUUAAUAUUGACAAUGUAGCAAUAAAAAUAGCUGGGGGCGAGCGUCUCACGUCAGCAGAAAAAACGAAAAACUUUGUUGACUUAGCACAUCAACGAAAUAUAUUAGCUACUAUGAUACAAAGUUUUGCUGUGGGUGAUAUUUGUCUAAUCGGUCAGAAAGGUGUUGGUAAGUCCACACUUACGAAUCAUCUACUGCAUCUACUUAAUCAAAGCGUGGAGCCCAUGGUACUCUAUGAGGAUAUGACAUCUCGUGAUUUAGUGCAACAACGCAUUACAACAGUUGAAGGUGAUACUAUUUGGCGAGAUUCACCACUUGUGCGUGCUGCCAAAAACGGUUCAGUCGCAAUAUUAAAUGGUAUACAUCAUUUGCAUAAGAGCACAGCUACUGUUCUUCAAAGAUUAGUACACGAUCGUGAACUGCAAUUGUGUGAUGGCACACUUUUAUUAAGUCAUGAUCGUUAUGAUGCACUGCUCCAACAAGGCAACACAAAAUUGCAAUUAGCCGAAAAAGGCAUAUUAAAAAUACAUGAAUCUUUUCGUGUUAUUGCUCUGGCAGAACCACCAAAUCCCAAUUCACCUAAACAAAAUUGGCUAACACCUGAAAUGUUGAGUCUUUUCUUAUUUGUGGAAGUACGACCGCUGAAACAAUCCGAAGAAUUUGAAAUAAUUAACAAACUCUACAGCAAUGUAGACGAUAGCAUAAGUAAAAUAAUUAAUUUAUCACAUAAUUUACGUGAAUCAACUGAUGCUACCUUGGAAAGCUUGGCAGCGACAUUAUCAACACGUCAAUUAUUGAAAAUAGCACGUCGUAUGGCUGCAUAUCCUAGCAAUAACAAAACGAGUCCACUUAAUUCAGACUAUGACAUCAUACAGAAUACAUUUUUAGCCAAAUUUAUGCCUGCUCUACCGCGUGCUGCUCUGGAAGAUGCUAUACAACACGCUGGCAUCAUACAAACUAGAAGCCAUGGUGGUGCGCGACGUACGAUUUCGAUUGCAGGUGACGUAUUGAAAAUCGGUGAUACAGAGAUGAAGCUAAUGGCAACCGAUGAGCAAACUAAAGUUCCAAGCACACUUUUCUAUGAAAUGCCACAACAUGUGGAGCUCUUAGAGCGUCUAAUGCAGGACUUCUUGAUUGGUGACCAUCUUUUAUUGGUAGGUAAUCAAGGUGUAGGCAAGAAUAAACUGAUUGAUAAGUUGCUACAAUUGAUGAAUAAACCGCGUGAAUAUUUACAAUUACAUCGUGACACGACUGUGCAUAGUCUAACUGUGCAGUCUACACUACGUGAUGGUCAGGUAGUCUACGAAGAUAGUCCGCUUGUUAAGGCUGUUAAAAGUGGUCACAUACUUGUCAUAGAUGAAGCAGACAAAGCGCCAGUUAAUGUUACUUGCAUACUACGUACACUUGUUGAAAAUGGCGAAAUGACAUUAUCUGAUGGACGUAAAAUAGUAGCUUCUGGUGAUGGUGAAGCGGCGAGGGCUGAGAAUGCAGCACAAGAAAUCAUUGAAACUCAUCCUAAUUUCCGUGUUAUUGUUUUGGCGAAUCGUCCAGGUUUUCCAUUCUUAGGAAAUGAUUUCUUUGCAUCUCUGGGCGAUGUAUUCAGUUGCCAUGCUGUAGAUAAUCCUUCACCAGAUUCUGAAAUUUAUUUGCUGCAGCAAUAUGGUCCGUCUGUACCUAGAAAAACAUUAGCUACACUGGUAAACGCUUUUGGUGAACUGAGAAGUAUGGCUGAUGAUGGUUUGUUAAAUUAUCCGUACUCUACGCGUGAAGUAGUUAAUAUAGUCAAACACUUGGAGAAGUUUCCCAAUGAACCAAUGUCGGAAUUGAUAGGAAAUGUUUUGGAUUUUGAUAAAUAUCAGCCAGAAGCUUUGGAGCAAGUCACACAAGUGCUGGCUAAACAUGGUUUACACAUCGAAGCUUAUGCGAGAAAUGAGUUAUUUGCUUUGAGGAAGAAGAAAGAAAUACAGUUGACAGUGAAUCGUAAAAGUGGUUUGGGUGUCUCAGGUCCGAAAUAUGGCAAAGUAGAUCCAAAGAAUGCGCCGCAUGUUGGCGGUAACACUUGGGCAGGUGGUAGCGGUGGACGUGAUACUGCAGGUUUAGGUGGCAAGGGAGGACCAUUUCGACUUGAUGCCGGGCACAAAGUACAUCAGUUGUCGGAUGAAGAAAAGGAUGAUAUACCGGAAGAAGUUAAACGAGCAGCACGCGAAAUGAAUCGUAAAGCCUUUGAGGAGAAAUUAAAAGAAAUAAAAAUGUCUGCACAUGACCAUAAAAUAUACGCACAGUUCAGUGAACCCAAUCGCAGGCAGGUGCAACAAUUGAAAGCUGUUUUGGAGGCUAUGCAAACGAAAAGCAAGGAAAGACAGUGGCAAAAAUAUCAGACACAUGGUGAAUUAGACGACACACGUUUAAUUGAAGGCAUUACCGGUGAGAAGAAUAUAUAUCGCAAGAGAGGUGAAGCAAAUCCUUGGGCAGAUCAUGUACAGGAAAAACCCAAUCGUUUGAAGUUGGUAGUGGAUGUAUCGGGUUCUAUGUAUAGAUUUAAUAGUUACGAUGGUCGGCUUGAUCGUGAACUUGAAGCUGUUGUUAUGGUUAUGGAGGCGUUUGAAGGUUUUGAAAAGAAAAUUGUUUAUGAUGUUGUGGGCCAUAGCGGCGAGGGUUGGGAAAUACCAUUCAUAAAUGCAGGCAAAGCGCCUAAAACAGAUAAAGAACGCUUUGAGACUAUACGUAUGAUGCAUGCACAUUCACAAUUUUGCUGGUCUGGUGACAGUACGGUAAAAGCCACAAAGGAAGCCAUUAAUAGUUUGACAGAAGAAGAUUAUGAUAACUCUAUUGUGGUUGUUUUAAGCGAUGCAAAUUUAUCACGUUAUGGCAUACAACCCAGAGAUCUUGCAAAGGCUUUGAUGAACGGCGAACCUAAAGUUAAAGGACAUGUCAUAUUCAUUGGCAGCUUAGCUGAAGAAGCUGAAGAUAUUAAUAUACAAAUGCCUGCUGGACAUAGUUAUGUGUGCAUGGAUCUAAGCAAACUGCCACAGAUUUUGAAACAAAUAUUUACAUCAUCGCUUUUGUAAAAAUAAUAACUGAGCUUGUUGAGAAAUGCAGGAACAAUCAAUAGUCAUUAUAGUUAAGAGUCAUUAUUAAUUUCUUCCAUCUGUGAAGUACAAUAACUACAAUCAUCAUCUCUUCCACAUUAUCUUAUCCCUCAUUUGUGAAAUAGUAUCUUUUAUCAUCACGUCCCACAGCUAAGAUCUACCUAAUACGACGUUGGGGGUAGUUUUUAUCCGCUAUCAUCGGUUACUAGUGGAGCCCAAUGAGAGGUCACAUCAAUUAUAAUAACAACCAUAAGGAUAACAGUAACAAUAACAACAUUGGCAAUCUUAUUAUACUCUAUGUGCUUGAAAGAUUUUAAUUUAGACAAUAACUUUCUAUAGAAAGAUAUCGAGUUCAAGUUAUUUAUAGAGAUUUUAAAACUAAAUGAAAGUUAGGUAAAUAUUAUAAAUAGUUAAAUAUUUUAGUGAUUUUUAGCUAGUACUUUGUAUGUUUUUUGUUUUAAUAUAUUUAUGUUUUUCAACCAGAUGUGCAUUUAUAGACGAAUAAACAUAAAC